Messenger RNA from Crotalus tigris (Tiger rattlesnake), 1805 nucleotides. RefSeq names its product family with sequence similarity 174 member B (gene FAM174B). The coding region runs from base 256 to 711 and encodes 151 amino acids. The record is from RefSeq and is a predicted model, not a curated record. The transcript has 3 exons. Lineage: Eukaryota; Metazoa; Chordata; Lepidosauria; Squamata; Viperidae.
CCCUUCCCUUUCCUUCCCCAGCGCAGCCAGCUCAGCUCCUCCCCCGCCACUCGCUCGCUGGCUCGCUCGCUCGGCUGAUCCGGCUCGGAGCACCGGAGGAGCCGCGGCGGAGAGCGCUGCUGCCUUGGCAGGUGGGGCGAGCCGGCUGCGCGAGGAAGCCGCGCGAUCCUCUCUCGCGCGCGCAGAGCUCUCCCCUCCUCCCCACUCCGUGCGCCUUUGCGCGGACUCUGCGCGCCUGCCUCCCUGCCCGGCACCAUGUCUCGCCCGGCGGAGCCAACCUGCCUGCUGCUGCUGCUGCUGCUCGCGAUCCUGCCCGCCGCCUUGCUGGCCCUGGCGCCGCCCGCCUCCAUCCCUGGCGCCGCCAAGAACGGCAGCGGCGGCCCCGGCGACCCCCAGAAAGCGGCCGUCUCUCCUCCGCCUCCUCCGCCGCCCACGGCCGGGAACCACAGCGGCGCUGCCCAGCGCAACCCGGUCCUGGCGAUGCUGCGCGAUUUGCCCGGGCUGAAGGCCGCUGUCAUCGGAGCCUGCGCGGCCAGCGCCUGUCUGAUGGCCUGCCUGCUGUUCCGCGUGCUCAGGUCUAAGAGGAGGACUAAAAAACCCCGGAAAUAUGAUAUUAUCACAACUCCGGCAGAACGGGUGGAAAUGGCUCCCUUAAAUGAAGAGGAGGAGGAUGACGAAGACUCCACAGUAUUUGAUAUAAAAUAUAGGUGAGGCCACUGGACUGGACUCCUCAGGAACGUCGUCUCGUGUAGAAAACGAUGCAAGAACUUUGGAACCAAAGGAGAGCUGGAGAAUAACUUUGUUUCUUUUGGAUCCACAACAUUUUGAUCUACAGAGAAGAGUGGAUGUUGGAUUUGACCUUUGGCACGUUCCUAAUAAAUACGGCCAUUAUGUUCCUGGAUGAAUGAUGCAAGGAACUGAAGGAGUUCUUCCUGAACUUCUUUGCAAUUCUAAAGACAAUCCUUCUGAUUUACCAUAGCUUCAGAUGCCACCAGCAAAUUAGAGAACCGAGGUCAGCCACAAGCAGUAACGUUCAUUCAACACUUCAGAGGCUGCCAAGGCAUUCUUUGCUCAACAUAUUAAAGUAGACAGAUGGAUUCUGAUUGCAUUCUGGGAUUGGCUUUGAGUUGACUAAAAUGUUUGCUCAUCUUGUGUGCAACUUGGAACUUGUAUCGGUGAGGCUGAAAUUAUUUAGCAAGGUUUUGUGCAUAUUUGUGUUGGGGGGGGGGAGGAGAAUUUUCAUGGGUAACCCUUUCACUAGAUAGCUCUCAUGCCUUGCCAUUAAUGAGGACCAAGUAUGCUGCUGUAUUAAUUUACAGUAAGGUUCCCUGUUUUUACAGGGAGCUUCCCCCAAACGUGACGUAUAUUUUUUCCCAGAAGGUGAAUUCUGAUAGCAGGAGAAAACAAAAUAAGUCAAUUUUAGAAGAAACGAAUUUUUCUUUUAAUCCCAUGCAUCUCACACCCUCAUGGGGAGAAGUGAUUUUUUUAUAUAUAUAUGCACUAUUUUGCUUUCUAUAGCUUCUCAUAAUUUUUUCAUUUCCAGGCAAUUAGCAAUCGGAUUACUGAAUCGGAAUAAGAGGUUUUGCCUUCACGCCAGAGUGGUUCCGUCUGUUCUCCCCAACAGACACCUCCCCAGUCUCUUUUCCCUCUAGAAAUGUUGGUUUUUACUGACUGUCAAUUAGGACAGCUGAAACCCCACACACUGUCUUCAGCUUCAGUCAUUUCAUCAUGGUUUGAACUUUGCUUACCGGUGAAACUAUUUUCUUUUUAAUUAUACCUAGCAAAUAAAUAUAAGGCAAAAUAGA